CGCUGUUCCCGCCUGCCAGUUGUUUGACUCGCGUGCUGCCGACGCGAUGGUGGCCAACUUCUGUGAACGACUUUUUACAGCACAAUUCCAUCAUGCCGGCUUUGCAGUGAAGAACUUGCGAGACUUUCAGCUGACGGCAGGCCGCCGAUGGGCGUCCCACCAGCCGCCCGGGCCGGUGCCGCCGCCAGCACGCGCCGGGUCCCGGCUGCAAUACCUGGCCUCCCUGGACGUCCGCACACCGCCGACCAUCGUCCGCAGGACGGGCAUCGUCUGCACUAUCGGUCCUGCCUGCGACUCGCUGGAGGCAAUGUCGGCUCUGACCUCGGCCGGUAUGACGGUGGCGCGGCUGAAUAUGUCACACGGCUCCCGCGCUGAGCACUCUGAGAGGGUGCGCCGGCUGCGGAGAGCCUGCGCGCUCUGUCCUGAUUCACCACCGCUGGCGGUGGCCCUGGACACCAGGGGUCCUGAGCUGCGCACCGGGACGCUGCACAACCAGGACGGCAGCGGCUCGGUGAGGCUGGUGGCGGGCUCAUCUGUGCGUCUCACCUCGGACCCUCACUACCGACACCGCUCCUGCGCCCGUCACCUUUACGUCGACUACAGCGGGCUGGCCGGCUGCGUGCGGCCCGGCGACCCGAUUCACCUGGACGACGGACUGAUCUCGCUCCGCGUCUCUGCAGUUGACGGCGACUCAGUACUCUGCGCCGUGGAGACCGGCGGUGAGCUCGGGUCCAGGAAGAGCGUCUGUGUGCCGGGCGCGGCGCUCUCCCUGCCGGCGGUAACCGAACAGGACCGGGAGGAUCUGCGGCUGGCCGCCGCCCUACCCGUCGACCUCGUGUUCGCCUCCUUCGUCCGCGACAGGGACGGCGUGCGGCAGCUGCGCAGAGCAUUGGGCGAGGACGGUCGGCAUAUUAAGAUAAUCUCCAAGAUUGAGAGUCUGGAGGGCCUGUUGAACAUCGACUCCAUCAUCGCCGAGUCGGACGGAGUCAUGGUGGCCAGAGGCGACAUGGGUGUCGAGCUACCCCCGGAAAAAGUGUUCAUCGCGCAAAAAUCCAUCAUCGCCAAGUGCAAUAUGGCCGGCAAGCCUGCCAUCUGCGCCACCCAGAUGAUGGAGACCAUGGUCACCCGACCGCGGCCCACCAGAGCAGAGCUGGCCGACGUCGCUAACGCAGUACUCGACGGCGCAGACUGCGUGAUGCUGUCCGCAGAGACGGCCAGUGGCGCCUUCCCGCUGGAGACUGUUCGUCUCAUGGACAAAACGUGCCGCCAAGCCGAGGCGGUGCUAGACUUUGAAGAAACGCUCGCAGAUAUUCGCUCCCAGGUGUGCGCGUCCGACCCUGAACUGGCGCGAGCUGCCGAGGUGGUGCGGCACGCUCGGGAGGCCGGGGCGGCGGCGAUUCUGGUGCCGCCGGGGGAGGAGGAUACGGCACUCCAGCUGGCCAGGUUCCGACAGCCGUGUCCUGUCAUCAUGAUGACGUCAUCGGAACAGACUGCCAGACAGAGUCGGCUUCAAAGUGGCGUCGUACCUUUUGUCCUUCAAGAUGUGCCUGCCACAGGACAGUCCUGGAUUUCAGAUAAUGACACACAUCGUGAUGUCAUCCAGCGGGCCACCGACCGGGUCAGGUCACUGGGACUGGUGAGGUCCGGCGACACGAUAGCGCUGACCACGACUCCGGACGGUCACCUUCAGCUACAACUGAUCACCGUGUGAUGCGUCGGGCUGUAAUGUGUACUUAUUGCUCAUGAUAGUCAUCACUCAUGAUUGUAUAUGGAAAUGUUUAUUGGACGUAUUGCAAGAAUGCCGGAAACCUAGUGUUUGGUGCGUAAUGUGUGCCGACGAUUGAACAAUAACUGGAAAUGAAGACUCAAAGCAAUUAUCUAUAGGCCAAGAACAUUAUGGAAAUAUGCCCAGAUAGGUCCCGCGAAUCAUGGAGCUUCCAUUGAUACAAUAUCAAUGUAUGUUAUAAAUAGGCAAAUAUAUCACGAGGAAGCAUUGCAAUAAAUGCUGGAACAGAGUACACCGCUCUGGGGCCCGAUCUUUGUUUAUCGUCACUGCGCUCGAAGCCCGUCACCACAUUGAAAGUCAGGAUGUAUCACGUUUUCCGCUAAGCGCAUCCUUGGUUAUCCACAGCAUCCAUCGUCGGAUAGGCCUCCCAGCAUGUGCCUAAAAUGAUAACGAAAUGUUUGUCUCGUGUAUGGAGAUGGCCGGCCGCUUCCCGCUCCACCACCCAUAACCGGCAGCUGAAUCAUAAUGUGCUUUUCUAGUUUGCGGGAGCAUCCAUAACGGCAGCUCGCAUAUUUAGGUGCAUAAUGCAGCCUCCACUAAGUAGUUUCCCAGUGUGAGU
Messenger RNA from Amphibalanus amphitrite, 2345 nucleotides. RefSeq names its product pyruvate kinase-like. The coding region runs from base 47 to 1711 and encodes 554 amino acids. The record is from RefSeq and is a predicted model, not a curated record. Gene Ontology annotation, biological process: glycolytic process. Gene Ontology annotation, cellular component: cytoplasm. Gene Ontology annotation, molecular function: potassium ion binding; magnesium ion binding; pyruvate kinase activity. NCBI's taxonomy places the organism in Eukaryota, Metazoa, Arthropoda, Thecostraca, Balanomorpha, Balanidae. The transcript is spliced from 11 exons.